Phycomyces blakesleeanus NRRL 1555(-) is the source of this 636-nucleotide messenger RNA. RefSeq lists its product as hypothetical. Gene Ontology annotation, biological process: protein dephosphorylation. The coding region runs from base 1 to 636 and encodes 211 amino acids. NCBI's taxonomy places the organism in Eukaryota, Fungi, Mucoromycota, Mucoromycetes, Mucorales, Phycomycetaceae. Gene Ontology annotation, molecular function: phosphatase activity; inositol diphosphate tetrakisphosphate diphosphatase activity. Gene Ontology annotation, cellular component: cytoplasm. The record is from RefSeq and is a predicted model, not a curated record. The transcript has 5 exons.
AUGCCUACAAUUGCAGUACAGACCUCUGACCCACAACAAGUCAAUGAUCAACAUCCCAGAAAUACCAUUGGACGUUCUAGACGCGAUCGUCAUGUACGUUCCGACAGCCGUGAUGCUUGUUGUGUCUGUUAUGAACGUCCUGAAUUUCCACUUGUACCGCCCCUCAAUUUUGCCAUGGUUGCUCCAGGUGUCUAUCGCUCAGGGCAUCCCAACAAACAAAACUUUUCAUUCCUACGAAAGUUGGGUCUAAAGACCAUAAUGUACUUUGCAGUUGAAGAUUAUCCACCAGAAAUGAAACACUUUGUAGAACACGAAGGAAUCGAAGUCUUGCAGUUUAGAAUGGAAGGCAACAAAGAACCAUUUGUAGAAGUCAAUCCAGACGAUAUGUCACAAGCUCUUGCAAAACUACUGGAUGAAAGAAGCCACCCAGUCUUGAUACAUUGUCUCAAAGGAAAACAUCGAAUUGGUUGUCUGGUUGGUUGUCUUCGAAAAAUCCAACGAUGGUCAAUGACAUCUAUUUUUGAUGAAUAUCGUAAAUUUGCUGGAAGUAGAAUACUUGCAGACCAAGAGUUUAUAGAGACAUUUGACCAUGAGGGAGUUCCGUACGAUCCAAAUUAUCAGCCUGUCUGGCUCUGA